Molecule: messenger RNA, 2567 nt
Organism: Schistosoma haematobium
Lineage: Eukaryota; Metazoa; Platyhelminthes; Trematoda; Strigeidida; Schistosomatidae
Exons: 4
Coding region: 725-1576 (283 amino acids)
Source: RefSeq, a predicted model, not a curated record
CAGCAAAAAUGAUAGCAUAAAUCCAUCAUUAUAUUGUGGUGUGUGCUACUUAUAUUAACAUAAGUAGUAUAUGAUGUUAGUUGUGAACACAAUGUCUGGCAGCAGAGAGACAAGAGGAUCGAACAUUAAAAAAUCGAAACAGAAUGCAAUUUGUUUGAAAAUGCAAGAACAAUGAAGUCUGAGUCACUUUGAGACAUUUUGCAAAUUAAGUAUUUACUUUGUGAUUGUUAGAUUUUAUUAACAAGUCCUGUAAUUGUGUGUCAAAUACGUUCGAUUGUUCCCACUGGUGUUCUUGUUCGCUACAAUAUGGGCUUUGGUACAGUAGACGGUAAAUCUUUUGUAUAGAAGAUAAAUAGAACAAUUGAACAUAAUGCUUCAGAUUAUCACAAAAGUUACAAAUAACUACAGUUUGUUAGUCAACAACUCCAUCACAGACGGUUAACCAGAGUGAUUUGAAUACAGAGUACUGUUAACUAAUCAGUUAUCCUCAAACAGCCUAUUGGAUUAAAUAUUGCUUAUAUGUUACUACCCCUUUUAAAUGAUUAUCUCUAACAAAUGAUUCUUUCAGUUAAAUUAAGUUGGUUGUUUGUGAAUUUAUACAAAUAAAGUUGAUUGAGUUUUUGGGAUCACUACACAACCUAUUUGAAGAUAUCACAAUAAUGAAAUCAAAAUACAAAUUACUGGAUCAAUAAAUAGCUUAAAACUAUAUUUCUUAAGAAAUUCAAUGUUCUAUAGUCCAUCAACAGGUGUUAUGGUUAAUCCACAUACUGGACUACUACCAUCUACAUUAGAUCCAAAUCAAAUGAGAAAUCAAGAUUCUCAAACUAUCAGUUAUGAUUUACUCAAUUCAUCAUCGAAUUUAUUAUCUCUGUUAACUCAUUCAUUACAACCUAUUCAAUCAACCACAUUCGUAACUUCUAAUCCGCGUAUCCCAAUCAUUACGAAUACAACUGAUAAUAAUAACGAUAAGAACAAUCAUUUAAAUAUGUACAAUAAUACUAACAGUAACUGCAGCAGUAUUAACAAUAGUUGUAAUCAGUCAACAGCACAAAAUAAAGAACAACAGGUAGCAGAAUUUAUUAAUACUAAUCGUGCCAAUAAAUUACAGUUUUUAUUGAAUUCUGUGACCAUAAAUUCAAUAUUACAAAACGGAGAAAAUACUAAUCAUAGUCCUUUGAUUAAUUCUGCAACUCAUUCCUUACAAACAGAUAUCAUAGGAGCAGAAAAUGAUCAAGUUGAAAUUAGUCAGCAUUCACAUUCUCUUACUAAUAAUCUUUCACAUUCUUACUCAACUUAUAGUCAACAUAAUCAACCACAAUUACAAAUAUUCGGUCCAUCAACAGUCCCAUCGGUUCAACAAUCAUCAAUUACUGGAAUAAAUUAUCAUCCACCAACCGUAUCUGAGAAUCUUGUUACAAAUGGUCAAGCACAUUAUCUUAUUACAGGUGCACCAAAUGGAACAAAUCCUAGUCAUACAACAAUAUUUGCUAAUCAUAUACAAACCUCACCAGUUACAUUGAUUCCAGAAAUUGAUUAUAAUACUUGUUCAAUUAUACAUACAUAUAGAAAUGGAUAAUAUAAUUUUUGAUUAGUUCUUCAUUUAACUUUAAAUUUACCUCUAAAAUUGAAUCGUUUUACAGGCACAAUAAUCAAAUGAUUGGGUGAAAACAUUCCUACUAAUUUCAUGUAGUCAAUAAAAAUAUAUUAUAUUUUUUUAUUAAAUUGUUCUCAACUCAACCAAAAUGCUCAAACUCUUCAGUGUGACUAAAAAAACAUACCAGUUUCUAAUAAUCAAUCUAAUAUUCAUUUAUUCUUCAUUGUUUGCAUCAACAAAAUCAGUACGAUCUUAUAUUACAGAUUAUGUUGCCAUAGAGAUUAUUAUUAUUAUUAUUAUUAUCAAUUCUUUGAAUGUAAACGCAUGAAUCAAGUUUUUCCUGCCAUAUUCUACUUUCAUCUUUCUUUUCUGUAUCCUUCAUUUCCAUAUGAAGUUUUUUACUGGAUCAUAUAAUAACUACCUUGUUUAUUUCAGUGAAUCAAUAAAUUAAUUUUCAAUAUAUGCAUUUCUUAACAAGAUAAUAAAGAAUAAACUACCUAAAUCAAUGAAAGAAAAAAUUAGUAACUUUGUAAACAUUAUAUACUGUGGUAACACUAACCCCCCCCCCAUGAAAAUAAAAUGGAAAUUGUUUCUUUCUUUUUUUUCAAUUUUCUCAUUAUUUUAAUUCUCUUUAAAUCAAUUUGUUUUCCAGUAAAAAAAGGCAUGUCCUUUUUAUUUUUCUUCUCUUAAACAUUAACCUUUAUUAUAUUUCAUUUUUCUUUAUUAUUUUAAUCAGGUACUGUCUAUAAUCUUUAUAAAAAAUAAAAUAAACGUAUCGAAAUGGCUGUAAACUAUUGCAAAUUGUGUUAGAGUACAGUUUUAUUAUAAUAAUCCAAUUGUUUAUAAUUUACACUGUAUAAAUGUUUGUUUGUUUUCUAUUUAGUUAUUUAUUUAUAUAUAUCUGUAAUUCACUCAUUAUUUCUAUUUUAAAAAUUAUAAACAAUAAAAUAUAAUAGUUGCUCACUAAUAUAAA